Molecule: messenger RNA, 2014 nt
Organism: Nerophis ophidion (straightnose pipefish)
Lineage: Eukaryota; Metazoa; Chordata; Actinopteri; Syngnathiformes; Syngnathidae
Gene: slc35a5
Product: solute carrier family 35 member A5
Exons: 10
Coding region: 135-1352 (405 amino acids)
Biological process (GO): pyrimidine nucleotide-sugar transmembrane transport
Cellular component (GO): Golgi membrane
Molecular function (GO): pyrimidine nucleotide-sugar transmembrane transporter activity
Source: RefSeq, a predicted model, not a curated record
CACCCGCCGUUUAACGAAGAAGAAGAACAAAAAGAAACCCGGAAAAACCGCUGGAGAAGAGCCAGUCAUGUACUGUACACAGCAGCACUAAAACGCAGCAAAACAGUUUUGUGUGUCCUCAUUUUAGAGCAGCCAUGACGUGCUCUUGCCCUCACCUGUGCUCCCGCUCGUCGGCCUACACGCUGGCCUUGGGCGUGGGUUUUGUCACCCUGGGCACGAGUCGCAUCCUGCUGCUUAAAUUCUCCGCCAAUGCCGAGAACAAAUACGACUUCCUGCCGGCAUCUGUCAACCUGCUGGCGGAGGCGCUGAAGCUGGUCUUUUGCCUUACCAUGUCAGUCAGGGUGUUCAUCCAAGAGGGGCGCUCAUGCAGAGAGCUUCGCUCGUCCUCUGUCUUGUCUCUCCUCGGAUCUCUUAAGUGGGCGAUCCCUGCUUUCCUCUACUUCCUUGACAACCUUAUCAUCUUCUACAUCAUGACCUACCUACAGCCUGCCAUGGCUGUCCUGUUCUCCAACUUUGUUAUUAUCACCACGGCUGUUCUCUUCAGGAUUGUUCUAAAGCGGCGUCUGUCCUGGGUGCAGUGGGCAGCAUUGGUCAUGCUUUUCCUGUCCAUCGUCUCCUUGACAACAGGAUCAGGGUCCAGCCAGAAGUCCGUGUUCGUGCUUGGUGUCCACUCUAACUCCCUCUCCACCCCGUCCAACUCCUGCCGGCUGUACACGCAGCUUCUGGAGCAGAUGAAAAACAGCAGCGCCAACGGCUCGUGGUUGUCCAACCUGCCCGGCCAAGCGUGGAGGGACAGUCUGUUGGAGAAGCUGCGCUCCCUGGGUGUGGGCCACAUCCUGCUCCUCCUGCAGUGCUUCAUCUCGGCCAUGGCCAACAUCUACAACGAGAAGAUCCUCAAGGAAGGAGACCAGCUCACCGAGAGCAUCUUCCUCCAGAGCAGCAAACUGUAUGCCUUUGGUUUGAUGUUUAAUGGAUUGACCCUUGUCACUGGUCAAGAAGCUCGCGGUCUCACCGUCCACUGUGGCCUUCUUCAUGGACAUAACGUCUACUCUCUCGCUCUGGUGGUGGUCACUGCUGCCCUGGGUCUAUUCGUGGCCUUCAUCUUGAAGUUCCGAGACAACAUGUUCCACGUGCUGUCGGGGCAGAUCACCACGGUCCUGGUCACCGCCCUCUCCCCCUUGCUCUUCGACUUCCGCCCCUCUCUGGACUUCUUCCUGCAGGCUCCCAUGGUCCUACUGGCCAUCUUUAUCUACAACGCCAGCAGGCCCCGGGACCUGGAGUACAGCCUUCAGCAGGAAAAACUGCGGGUCAUCAACGGGGAGGUGUUAAAGAGGUCCAGAGGGGAUUUGUAGGUAUUUUAGGAGAAAAAGCAACAUUCAACAGUGCAAUUGUGCAUCAAACACGUACAGUAGAGUAUCCACACUACUGCUAAAAUCAUCUUUGCUGUCCAGCGUUAAACAAUGUACUUUUAGCUGGAUUCCCUGAACGCAGCACUUCUGCGUUUCAGGACGGCGAGGAGCUGGAGCUGCUGACAAAGACCAACACAGACAGCGAUUCCGAAGAGUCGUCUUUGUAGCGCACAGGAGUGUUCAAGUAGGAAAAAUAUUGUCUUCUCCUGGCUGGCCCAGGACAGGGCCGAGUUACUACGUCGGUGGUGUGAUGAACUCGUGACAGGUUUGUCUUGUCCUGCGGUCCAACUUCAGUAAGGAAAGGAUGUAAGUCUUCUGCUGUAUUUCGUUCCAUUUGGAAUCGUCAUCAAUUUUUUUCAAAUCUUUGCAAUCGUGAAAGAUUUGGGGAAGCAUUAGUCAAUUUUGAGGAACGUGACCAAUCUAAUAUUUCAAAAACAUUUGGAUCUUAAGGCAAAGAACAACAAAUAUUUCUUUUUCGUGAUCUUUUUGGUCCUGUCACACUGCAAGUAUUAUUUUUUUGAGUAUUUAUGUAUUAAAAAUGAAGUUUUUGUUUGUGCCGCUUGUGCUAAAUGGCAAAUUGUGCAAUAAACUGCAAGUAUUCUGCA